AUGCCUGAUGUUCCACUAGACGUAGAGCGCCUCUGUGUCGAAGCAAUCAUGUCUGAUUUCGUCUUGGGUAAAUCAACACCCCCGAAGCAGCUUCCAACUGUCUUGUGGGUGUGUCGAAGGUUCAAGAACUGGUGUUAUCGACAGCUCUACCGUUCGAUCACGUUCGACUCAGACUACAUAUCCACCGGACUGCCUUUGCUGAGGCGAACGCUGGUCAAAUCGCCCGAGUUAGCAUUGCUGGUACAGGAACUUACCUUGCCACACCGAUUCAGAAUCCAAAGUAUCAUCGAGAUCCUCCCCCUCUGCCCCAAUCUUGUCAGCCUUCUGGUCUGGAACGACGAAGCCAUCGACCUUUCCUACAACAAGGGUCUGCGCCGCCUGUCCUGCUUCCCGACCCUAUUCCCCGCUCUUGACGGCCCGCUCCCUCCAGCCUUCGUGCAGUUGACCCAUCUUGACCUGAUUGUCGCAGAGGGCACGACCUGGUACUGGUUGUUCGCCAGAUUGCCGCGCCUCACCCACUUGUGCACAGAUCUCCCGAAAGUCGACUCGGACAUCUCUUGCUUGAUCGCGAAUUUCCCGCCCAGCCUUCAAGUCUGCGUCCUGUUCGAGGAAUGGCCGGACGGGGAUGACCUCGCCAGAAAGAAGACAAUCGCGUCGGGUGAACUUGAUCAGCGCAUCGUGUUCGCGGCUUCAGAACACUUUGAAGUCUCGGUUCCGUAUAUUUAUCGUCAGCCAGAUGAUCUUUGGAGCGACUGGGCAAAAUUCGGGAGCGGGAAUACGCUCUGGGAUGAAGCUGAACUGAUCAUCAAGAGUCGUAGAGUCGCGACGAAUGAAGUGAGGAUCCUCAUUUAUCAGAACUAUCGCGUCUCCAUCGCUAAUGCCUCCCUCAGGCGUCGUCACCCAUAG
This is a messenger RNA of Pleurotus ostreatus (oyster mushroom), 906 nucleotides long. RefSeq lists its product as uncharacterized. The coding region runs from base 1 to 906 and encodes 301 amino acids. NCBI's taxonomy places the organism in Eukaryota, Fungi, Basidiomycota, Agaricomycetes, Agaricales, Pleurotaceae. The record is from RefSeq and is a predicted model, not a curated record. The transcript has 2 exons.